Racocetra persica is the source of this 506-nucleotide messenger RNA. The record is from the annotation of a GenBank genome assembly. NCBI's taxonomy places the organism in Eukaryota, Fungi, Glomeromycota, Glomeromycetes, Diversisporales, Gigasporaceae.
GUCAAGAGCCAGAAUACAAAAAAACUUCUCCUUUGCCAAUUUCGUCAAUAGGAACCAAAAACAAUUCAGUUACCAAGGGCAAUUUGCCGGCUGGUUGUGCCUUAAUGACGGACACCUUGGAUGGCUCCGGAAAUGGUUCUUCAACCCUCAACAGUAAUGGAAUUACUCAUAUUAUUCACGCUGGGCCAAAAGAACGGUCAACAUUUUCCAGCGAUGAGGAAUUUAUUGAAUGCGCAGUUAAAUCCGUCCAAAAUUGCAUGAUUUUAGCCGAGAGAAAUAAUUUCGAUAAAUUGGCUGUUCCUCUUGUGGGUGGCGAAAUAUUUCUUGGUAAGUGCGACCCCGAAAAGUUGGCCGAGGGAAUAAUCCGCGGAGUUGUUAAUCAAUUAGGAGAAUGUCGAAAGUUAGGGGUGAUAGAUGAAAAAGUUAUUAUAAUUUGUGCUGGUUUAAAUUAUGAAAGUGAUUACUGGAAAGAAAGGGAAAAAGAGGCAGAAAUUAAUCAAAAAUGA